Messenger RNA from Melampsora larici-populina 98AG31, 447 nucleotides. RefSeq lists its product as uncharacterized. The coding region runs from base 1 to 447 and encodes 148 amino acids. The record is from RefSeq and is a predicted model, not a curated record. NCBI's taxonomy places the organism in Eukaryota, Fungi, Basidiomycota, Pucciniomycetes, Pucciniales, Melampsoraceae. The transcript is spliced from 2 exons.
AUGUCUCAACAACAAUCCAUCGCUAAUCUGUUACAUGGAAGAUCUUUACGUUCUCGAGGCCCAACCCCUGGACCAUCGACAACCAUAGAACAAGGAAAGAAGAAAGAAUCAAACAAAAUGGAGGAAAUGCAAAUCGUUGAAGGAGUCGAUAGGGAAGAUACUGUGAUGAAAACAGAAGAUCAAAAGAUAAGUAAGGUGGGAGAAACAAAAGAAUUAAAAGGAGGAAAGAAGACAAAGAAAAACAUCAAGAAGAAGAUUGUAAAACUCGGAAACAAUAUGGAAGAUCAAAUCGGAGAUGAAGAAGUGGAAGAAGGAGGAAAGCAACAGAAAAACGAAGAAGAAAAGAUGGGAAUACAACCACCACAGAACGAAGAAGAAGGAGUAGAUGUAGAGAUGAACAUAGGUUUCGAUGGCACGAAUAAGUCCCGUGAUAUAUGCGAAGUGUGA